CUCCGGUUGCGCCUUGCCCAGCGCUCGGCAGGCACGUCGAAGCCGGGCUCUGCCCUCCAGCAGCAACCCCGCUCCCUCCUCCAGCUGAUCGAGGCUUAGUAGCUGCACCGUGUCUACAAGAUGGCGGGAUCGGUGGCAGAGAGGGACGCGGUGAAAAUAGAGGAUGGGCAUUUAAACAACUCCUUGGGAUCUCCGGUGCAAGCAGAAGUGUAUUUUCCAAGACUGAUUGUCCCAUUCUGUGGGCACAUCAAAGGAGGAAUGAGGCCGGGCAAGAAGGUCUUGGUCAUGGGCAUCGUGGAUCUCAACCCAGAGAGUUUUGACAUCAGUCUUACGUGUGGAGACUCAGAGGAUCCUCCUGGUGACGUAGCUAUCGAACUGAAAGCCAUAUUCUCAGACAGACAGUUCCUCAGGAAUUCUUGCGUUUCUGGCGAAUGGGGAGAAGAACAAUCAUCUCUUCCUUAUUUCCCAUUUAUUCCAGACCAACCCUUUAGGGUUGAAAUUCUUUGUGAGCACCCUCGUUUUAGAGUAUUCGUGGAUGGACACCAGCUUUUUGAUUUUUACCACCGCGUUGAGAAGUUGUCAGCUAUUGACACGAUAAAGAUAAACGGAGAUCUCCAACUUACUAAACUUGGUUGACCUUUUUAUUACUAUUUUGAAAAGAAAAACAGAACAAGAUGAAAACCAAAAUAUUAGAUUCCAAAUUGGCUCAGGUGCCACCAGCAUCUGUCUGAAGGAGCAGUGACAACUAUACUUGAACAUCUCCCUAACAGACAGGCGUCACAGUUUCAUUCCUAUAAGCAGUAAAGAACACGUUGAUGAACUGCAGUACUGUUUCUCCUAAUGAAGAAAGCAAUUGAUGAUGAAUAAAUACUGAGCCCUUCUUCUUCCUUUGGAACAAAAAGAGCCUAUCCCUGCUGGAUAAUCAAAUUGUAAAGGAUCUGAAAGCGUUACUUCAUUCAUUGUCUAAGCGGCAUAAGCUAUUCGUUUUUGAAACCAAGUGCUAAAUCUAUAAGUAAACACAGCAAAGAAAAAGUUUUCUUUUGCAAUAAAUAAAUAAAAUAAAUAUAAAUUGCUCCUGCACUUAAGUGGAUUAGUGUAAGUGUAACACAGAUCACAAGAGAGGGCCAAAUCUUGAAGUCGUUAUUCAAUGUCUAAUGCUGGUCUCAUUAAAAUCAAUGGCAGAAGUCCCAUGGACUUUAAAGGUGCAUGUUCAGCUAGACAAAAUGGCUGGAGCUCAGCACACACAUCCCAUUGAAUCAAGAGGACUGGAGUGUGCUUAAUUGUGUACUGGUUGGCAGCGAGGUACUAUUGUUUUUACCUUGGUGAAUUGGUUGCCAACGAAAGGGUAGAAACUGAGUAAUGGCUUCUGGAUUUGGCCUACAUAUUUUAGUCAGGGUAUGUGCAUAGAAUGUAGGUCAUUAAAUGUUUUGCACAAUGUAAUAUUAAUACAAUUUUUAAAAGCUUUCUUCUAGUUUAUUUAUUGAUACUCAUUGUGUUAAUGUGUUAACAGUAAAACUGAACAAUAUUAUUGAGAUUGAAGAGCAGCGAAGUAUAAACCUUCUGAAUGUACAAUUGUUCUUUUGGCAAACACUAACAUAUCAUUUCAGAAAUAUGUCUUUGUCUUUAGGCAGUUGAUGGUAUUCUUAUGGUGCCCUCACAAUUCACAGAAGCAUGGUCUGUUCAUGUCUUCACCAGAAACUGCUUUCAGUGUGUUGUAACUCUCCUACAAAUGGUAGCUCAGAACUAUUAGACAUUCGGGGUAACAAUAGGUUUUUCUAGGUUUAUUGGUGCUUAUAGCUGCAAUCCGAUAUCCACUUAGCUGGAAGUAAGCCCCAUUCAACUCAGUGGGACUUACUUCUGAGUAGACACAUAAAAGAUUGCACUGUUAGAGCUGGAGAAUACAAUUGUAUUUUGCAGACUACUAGCCCUUUGUGGCUACUGUCCUUGUUGGGGGAGAGAAUAAAAUUCUCAGCUCAUCCAAGGACAAAAAAAUUAGCCUUUAUAACUGACCCAAUUAAUAUUGUAGGAAAAUCAGAUACGUUGACACAAAUAAUUGUAUUAUCACUGUAAUUACACCACACAAUGGAUGAUCACAGUGACUAUUCAUAGAAGUUUUAGGAAUCAAUCCAACCUGUACCCCUUGGACAGUGUUUCACACUCCAUCUUGGAUGACGUUUCACAGUGGGCUGUAAAGGACUUAUUUGGGUGUUAUAGUCUGAUAAAUAAACAUGUAUUUGCAUUAUUUUUAAAACUUGUAUUAUAGUGACUUUUAAAGACAUUUAUUAUGGAUGCAUUUUGUAGUAUAACAUUUUUUAAAGUCAAGAGAAGUAAAAAAACCCACUUAUGCUUGAAUCAUAAAGGAGGUCUGUUUCAAUCAAUUAAUCAGUGCAGGAACCUUCUUGUUUAAGAUUAGAUUUUUUUUAAAAAAAAACACGGUGCACUCCCCACCUUUCAGCUAGAAGUUCUAAGUUUGUUUGAUCAGUCAGUUAGCAUCCAAUUCAUUUAGUGGAGUAGCAUUUUCCUUUCAUUAUGGAACUCUAUAAAACAGGGCCCCUUUGUUUCUCCUAGUUAGCCUAUACUCUCUGGCCUACAGUAGUGCCAUAUUUUGAGGUUUUCUUCUCUCACAGGUGGCAGGCCUGGCUAGUUUGCGAUAGAAAGUCACCACAGUACCCCAAAUCUGCCUACUCCAUCUACUAAAUUUGGUAUCAUCAUUCUAUUCCUUGCCUCUGCCUUAAUGGGUAUAAAGAAGGGAUACAAAAGUUAUCCU
This is a messenger RNA of Elgaria multicarinata webbii, 2767 nucleotides long. It is a transcript of the gene LGALSL, whose product is annotated as galectin like. The record is from RefSeq and is a predicted model, not a curated record. NCBI's taxonomy places the organism in Eukaryota, Metazoa, Chordata, Lepidosauria, Squamata, Anguidae. Bases 121 to 636 code for a protein of 171 amino acids. Gene Ontology annotation, molecular function: carbohydrate binding. The transcript is spliced from 5 exons.